UUUCAGUUUUUGUCAGUGAGUACAGAAACAGGAACGGCUCAUUAUCAGAAGCAGGAAGUCAAAUGUUCAUUUCACUGUCUUUUACUCACUCUGGCGGUCACAUGGCUCUUCCUCCGAUGCUCUUUGGUGUUUUACUUUACACUGCAGGAACUCUGAGCAUGAAGACAUUAGAUCAUGUAACUGUGAGAGAAGGAAAAACUGUUACAAUCCCGUGUCUGUAUGACAGUCAGUAUAAACUGAACCCAAAAUACUGGUGUAGAGGGCCUUAUUGGUUAUCUUGCCAAAUCACAGCCCGUGCAAAUGAUAUAGGGAAAUGGACAAUAACUGAUUAUCCAGCACAGAAUAUUUUUAUUGUGAAACUCAACAAUCCAACAUCCUCAGACUCUGGAAAUUACUGGUGUGCUGUGGAGAUCGGCACUUAUACAAAUCCAGAUGAUAAAAAACAUUUGUAUUUAACUGUUAAACAAGCUCCUGAUGUGUCUGUGAUGAACAGCAGUGUAUCUGGACAUGAAGGUGGUAAUGUCAGUGUCCAGUGUUUCUACAGCUCUGGAUAUCAGUAUAAACUCAAACAGUGGUGCAGAUAUAAAGAUCAGAGCUGUUACACAGUGGGGAGGACUGACACAUCCCAGAAUUCAUCAGUCCAGAUCAGUGAUGAUGGGAGAAGAUCCUUCACUGUGUUGAUGACUGGACUGAGACUCAGUGAUUCUGGAUGGUAUUACUGCUCAGUACAAGAUCUGCAGGUUCCUGUUCAACUCUUUGUUACGAGGGACAAUAAAUAUAAAAAUACAACUGAAAGUGAUAUAAGCUCUGAUCCUUCUUCCUCUACAAGUGAAAACCACCAUACAGAGGUCACCUCAUCUGAACACAGAGAUGGGAUUUUUCUGCUGCUCUGGACUGCUGUGCCGCUACUUCUGCUUCUGAUGCUGGUUUUGGUGAUCUGGAGGAUUGUACAAAAACGCAAUUUGCCCACACAAGGACCAGACGUCUGUUCUGAGACAGAAGUUCCUGUGACGUAUGACACAGUGGUCUUCAAGAAAGGAAAGGACAAUGAACAAAACCAGGUCUCGAAUAGCUGUCCUCCUGACCAAGAAGAAGUGAUCUACAGCACUGUGAAACAUCACUAAUAACAGAUGAUCUCUGACACACUGGCGAUUCACAUUAUGCAUAUUACAAUCUCCAGUAAUGGCAUCUUUGUCUGUUUUACAUCAUGUAACUUUUCCUUUAAAGCCACAAAGGACGUGACAAAGAAAAAGAGGAACUUCCAGCACAUGUUUUAAAAUGUGUUGUUUGCAGUUUGAUAGGUCAUGGUUGUGUCAGAUUAUCGUUUUACUAUUAAGAGUUUUGCCACAACUGCAAACUGCAAGUGUGAAAGUGUCACCUAGGCCUAUUUAUUAGCAUAUGUUUGCAGAGGUACAUUUUCUUCUGCUUUUCUACUUUUAUUCUUAAUCGAUGUGAGAAGUAAAACUGAAACACAUCAUGACCACAUCAGAGAGCAACACAAUCCGUUCCGUAAGAUUUGUUACACCACUUCAGAAAAAACCUGAAAAAAAUACACUGAUUACUCAGUAUUUGGCUGUGCAAUAAAGGAUUUUUUUGAGCUGCUAAAUAUUUUAGCAUUAUUAUUGUUGAUUGUAUAAAAACAUGUUAAAACAUUUUCUCCUUUUCCAGAUUAAUAUUUGCUGUAAGCCAUUUGUAGGUUGAUUUUCUCAAAAACUGUAUGUGAAAUGCAUGGGAAGUAUUUCAAUCUGUACAUCAAGAAAUAUUUUGCUUAAGAAAUAAUGCCGUUGAAAUGUAGGCUAUGUAUCAUAUUAAUACAUAAAAAAUAAAUAUACUGUAUAUAAAA
Molecule: messenger RNA, 1843 nt
Organism: Ctenopharyngodon idella (grass carp)
Lineage: Eukaryota; Metazoa; Chordata; Actinopteri; Cypriniformes; Xenocyprididae
Product: CMRF35-like molecule 1
Exons: 8
Coding region: 63-1124 (353 amino acids)
Source: RefSeq, a predicted model, not a curated record